Messenger RNA from Uncinocarpus reesii 1704, 1584 nucleotides. RefSeq lists its product as uncharacterized. The record is from RefSeq and is a predicted model, not a curated record. The transcript has 2 exons. The coding region runs from base 1 to 1584 and encodes 527 amino acids. Gene Ontology annotation, cellular component: TRAPPII protein complex; trans-Golgi network. Gene Ontology annotation, biological process: intra-Golgi vesicle-mediated transport. Lineage: Eukaryota; Fungi; Ascomycota; Eurotiomycetes; Onygenales; Onygenaceae.
AUGAGUGCUGCUGACUUUCUCAGCAAUGCGAAAAUCCACACGAUCAUUCCCCAAGCAUCGGAGGUCAAUCUCGAAGAGGCUUUGAAAUUGUCAUUAGAACGAGACGUUGGGAGCUGUCAAUUACCCUUUACCACUCUCCCACAGCGCAGUCUACUCUUUUUCGGUGAGAACUCCGCCGCAGCAUGCAGGGCCUUCCUUUCUUAUCAAAAGUCCAUAGAUGAGCUUGUUACCGUGUACAUUGCCCUCCAAUUGGAGAAAUCCACGGACACUACUUUGAAAUCUCAUUUACCAGGAGCAUCAAUUCGCCUAGAUGUCUUUACGGCGCAUGCUGAAGGCCUACAACCCAACUUUGAAGAUGCUUCAACAAGAGAACUCAUAUGCUCCGGUUUCGUACAAGAUGUCGAUGACCCCCUUGUCAUUAUUCAUACAGUGGAUAGUGAUGAAUAUAAACAUGACUAUAUAUAUGUCAUUUGGAAAGUAGAUGCCUACUUGCGUCGACCACGAACCCGUCUUCAACAGCCUUGUGUGGUUUUCAUGGCGUCUGCAACGUUUAGCCCGCCGAAAGUAGUUGUCGAAGAUGAUUACUUACCCAGCCGUGCGCCUGCUUCACUAAACAUCUUCGAAGCCUUGCGACACGACCCUUCACUACAUGCUUCCAAACCUCACCUUCCUACCUCGAGGCUUUUGCAUGUGGCACCCUCAAAAGCUGAGGGUCGAGCUUACCGUAUAUCACAGCCACUGCACAAUCCCAUACGAAUCAUUCCUGUGGCAAGCGCAAAAGUUCGCUACUCACGAUUGAAUACCUACUCGAGCACCGCAGUGACAAUGGCAAGUUUAGAUUUCGAGGUAACCCCGUUUACAAAACUCGAUAUGGUUUUGGAAUCAGUUGACCUCUCAUUAUCGGCUGGUACUGUGACAAACAUGAGUUUGGCAUGCGGAUCUGGACUGCCCAUAGUUUGCCGGGCUCGAGACGAUAUCACACUUGUUUUCAAGCUAAUCCCCGAUGAGAAUGGAUGCUCGUCUGUAUCGACAACCGCCACCCAUUCUGCCCUAGAUAUCUCCAUUCGUGCCUUGGUCUUACUUUCCCAAGAUUGUCGGCCCAAAAUUUUGAUGCGCUGGAAAACAAAUGUCGACUUCUCCUUGCCUUUGAAUCCUACGUUCGGGGGCCCGAGCCAGGUAUUGCAACGGAAUAGUCGACCAACCAACCUAUCAAUGGCUCCAGUCGACGAGGCAUUCUCCAAAAUACACCCUCCUUCCUUCGCAGCCUCAUCGGCUAUUAGCCAUGACGUUGCCAUGUCCUUAUAUGCUCCGAGACACAUCGAGGCUUCCCAAACGUUUGACUGGGAUGUAUUUGUAGUCAACCGCUCCGACAAACCAAGAACAUUCGCGAUGCUCGUACUACCUAAUAAGAGUUCCCGUUUCCAAAAUUUCAUUCCUAAUCGAGCACCGUUAUCGAUACUAGACGCAGAGGAUGUCGCAAAUGCGGUAACGAAUGAAAAUCACAUUUUGUCAACAACGCAAAGUGCUGCAACUUCAUAUGAAACAAGGCUACUCUUCCUGAGCGCAGAUCUCAAAUUUACGUGA